CAACAAACUUUCUUGUAAGAAAGUACCAGUAUCGUCACAAAUGAAUCCUUUCAACCUUUCCGUAACUGUAAAGUAAUUGGAAGUUUCAGUCAGCAGACAUUUCCCUGCCUUUUCUGACUCCUCAGGAUGGAUAUUUUUGAGGUGCAUCCAAGCAGUAUGUGGAAUCCUUUGAUUUGUGUUUGAGGUGUGAACAGCCUCUGAAAGAUCUGCUAAAAGGAUAAGGAGGAACCUCUAUGGGUAACCCUUGGCUGGAAACAAUUACUGGUCAACCAUGGUAAAACUUGCCAACCCUCUUUAUACGGAGUGGAUUCUUGAAGCUAUACAAAAAGUUAAAAAGCAAAAGCAAAGGCCUUCUGAAGAGAGAAUAUGUCAUGCUGUUUGUGCUUCCCAUGGAUUAGAUAAGAAGACUGUUUCGGAACAGUUGGAACUUAGCGUUCAAGAUGGUUCUAUUCUUAAAGUUACCAACAAAGGCCUUGCAUCCUACAAGGACCCAGAUAAUCCUGGACGGUUUUCAUCUGUUAAACCUGGGACUAUUCCUAAAUCUGUUAAGGGAACUAGAGGAGCUUGUAAUGAGCUUCGUAAUGUGGAUUGGAAUAAACUCUUGAGAAGAGCAAUUGAAGGGCUUCAAGAACCAAAUGGCUCCUCCCUGAAAAACAUAGAGAAGUAUUUGAGAAGUCAAAACGACCUAGCAAAUAUUUUCAACAAUCCUGCUUUUCAGCAGAGGUUGCGUCUGGGGGCCAAACGUGCUGUGAACAAUGGGAGAUUACUGAAGGAUGGACCUCAGUAUAGAGUGAAUUAUGGCAGUUUGGAAAACAAAGGAGCUGCAAAAUACUCCAGCACUUUCCCAGCUUCUCUUCCACCUGUCAGCCUUCUACCCCAUGAAAAAGACCAG
Molecule: messenger RNA, 892 nt
Organism: Antrostomus carolinensis (chuck-will's-widow)
Lineage: Eukaryota; Metazoa; Chordata; Aves; Caprimulgiformes; Caprimulgidae
Product: histone acetyltransferase KAT6B-like
Exons: 1
Biological process (GO): nucleosome assembly
Cellular component (GO): nucleosome
Molecular function (GO): DNA binding
Source: RefSeq, a predicted model, not a curated record